AUGAAGAGCUGGCAGUCCGCAAUUAUCGUCGCUCUCCUCAUAGGGCUUGCCUCAGUCCUCGCAAUUCCCACCUGUGCCCCCGAGCAAAGGUCCGCCUUCGCCGUCUCGAAGAUUUCCAACGACGGAGACCCAUCCCCACGCCGCACCGCCUUGGAGAAGCUCCACGCAAUUUUUAUCAUGCCACACCUCUUCUUUCCCAAAAGCCCCGUCUCCAAGCCGAGUUCACGCAUCAUUCCCCGCCAACUGCCGGCCCCCAAGCAGAUCUGCGAGACCACCGAAGGAUCGCCGAAGCAGAUGGAUGUUGCGCGGAUGGCGUGGCAGCUUCAGGACGCGAAGGGUGACUGCUGCCAGAUCAACGAUGGGCCGUGUACCGAUUUGAAGAGGGAGAUCACCGGGGCCAUUAGCAUCUGUGGUCCCAAGGGAAACUGCGUGCCGUGUAGAGAGCUCGGUAAGAGGGCUAUGAAAUUGGCUGGGGAUUGCCGAGAUUGGAAGAAGUCGGGCGGGAUCGUCAGGUGGGGAACGCAUCUCGAUAUGAACAUAUAUCGGAACCCGGAUUAUAAAAUGCCCACCCUGUGGCCUUAUCAGAUGUGA
Molecule: messenger RNA, 591 nt
Organism: Tricharina praecox
Lineage: Eukaryota; Fungi; Ascomycota; Pezizomycetes; Pezizales; Pyronemataceae
Exons: 2
Coding region: 1-591 (196 amino acids)
Source: RefSeq, a predicted model, not a curated record